CGAAGGCCGAGGCCGCCCGCCCUGUUUGGUCCUCUUGCUUGAUACUUUCUCAUCCUAAAGAUUUUUCUCAAAAGGGGGAUUUCACAACCCACGAGUCUCUAACUUCGCGUAAGCCCAUACUGAUUCGCGUUUCUGACGGUACCACCGUUAAAUCAUCGGCAGAAUUUGAUCGCACUCGCACAUAUAAAUUGCUAGCAAGAGUUUCAGAAUCUUAGUCACCACCAUGGGUCAAGCUUUCCGAAAGCUCUUUGACACCUUCUUCGGGAACUCCGAGAUGCGGGUUGUGAUGCUUGGUCUUGAUGCUGCUGGCAAAACAACUAUAUUGUACAAGCUGCAUAUUGGAGAAGUCUUAUCAACUGUUCCUACUAUUGGUUUCAAUGUGGAGAAAGUUCAGUAUAAGAAUGUUAUGUUCACAGUUUGGGAUGUAGGAGGGCAAGAAAAAUUAAGGCCACUUUGGAGGCACUAUUUUAAUAACACAGAUGGUUUGAUAUAUGUUGUUGAUAGCUUGGACCGAGAGAGAAUUGGGAAAGCAAAACAGGAAUUUCAGGCUAUCAUUAAUGAUCCAUUCAUGCUCAAUAGUGUCAUCUUGGUUUUCGCCAACAAACAAGACAUGAGAGGAGCAAUGACGCCAAUGGAAGUAUGUGAAGGACUAGGUCUCUUUGAACUCAAGAAUAGAAAAUGGCACAUACAAGGAACUUGCGCGUUAAGGGGAGAUGGCCUUUAUGAGGGCUUGGAUUGGUUGGCUGCAACUCUGAAGGAGAGAAAUGCUGCUGGGUACUCUUCACUAGGAGCCUCAUCUUUCUAGUCCAGCUGCAGGUAUUCUAUCGACAAGUCCAACGACCGUGAAGUGAAAUGGCGGCCAUUUUCAUCAUGACGUUGUGAAUUGUAAUCAUAUUUUUUCGGAAGCUGCUGAUGAAGUAUAUAGUUGCUUUGCCGUGCCAGGCACUUAGAUUAUGUGACUUGAUCCAAUGUAUAGAGGUUUGAGCCUGAUAAUAUGAUUAACCAAUAUGAUCAGAGUGUGGAUGUCCUUUAUCGUGUG
This is a messenger RNA of Neltuma alba, 1039 nucleotides long. RefSeq names its product ADP-ribosylation factor. NCBI's taxonomy places the organism in Eukaryota, Viridiplantae, Streptophyta, Magnoliopsida, Fabales, Fabaceae. The transcript is spliced from 7 exons. The coding region runs from base 224 to 805 and encodes 193 amino acids. Gene Ontology annotation, molecular function: GTP binding; GTPase activity. The record is from RefSeq and is a predicted model, not a curated record.